Strongylus vulgaris is the source of this 1365-nucleotide messenger RNA. The record is from the annotation of a GenBank genome assembly. Lineage: Eukaryota; Metazoa; Nematoda; Chromadorea; Rhabditida; Strongylidae.
AUGAAUUGCGUGUUUAUGUACAAAAAAAUUGUAAAUAACUACCUUUGCAGGCAAAUAACUCUGAAAACUUUGGAAGCAGUUGUUGAUGCUUCUAAAGAAAACAGUUCAUCCUUAUGUGUCGUUCUACCUGGGCUAACAUCGACUCUGGCUAGCACACUUUGUGAAUCAGCCAAUGAACAUCUAGAUAUCAUCACUGCUUCUUUGAAGAUGAUAUCUAAAGCUGUCAGAUAUUGUUUGGGGGAUUCGGUGAAGGAUGGUGAUGAUGUGGAGAAAUGUGAAGGGAUAAGACCUGAGAUACUAGAAUUGCUAAUAAAAAGAGAUGAGGAGUGGAAGACUAGCUCAGCUACAAAUAUAACCAAAAUGAUUCGUACUCUAUGCUCAAAUCUGGCUGCACAUGCAGACGAGCAAGUUCGACUAACUCUUCUUGAAAUGAUUGAAUCUAUCCGAAUCGAGUGCAAGAAGGCGUUUAAGGAAGCACUCGAUGGUUUUUUAAUGGAUCUUCUGUUAACAGUACGGUCAACGAAUUUGCGUGUGAGCGAAACUGCCAACAGGCUGCGAUCUGAAAAUGCAUCUGCCUUCUCUCUUCAUAUGCAUGAGAAAUUGCGAGAGCUGGCAGAGAGAAUACCACUACAUGUCAGGAAAGGAACGACAGGCAGCGAUCUAAUGUUUCAUCAGCUGGCUGGAGUCCUUUCAUGUCUCGAUGUAGAUGUCUCUAGACUUGCUACCAGCCGCGCUCCAUCUUUGCUAGCCAUCUUUUCCGCUCUGGCGGCAUCGCUCCGAGUUGAUGCUCGACGCCUCCUAAUUAGCCGCGGACAGACUCACGAAUCUUCUGUAGAUUUCCUGAAGUCCCUACCUUUAUGUUUUGAUGUGCAAAUUACUUGGAUAGUUCCCAUUUGCAAAUUGCUAGCAAAGUACGGAGGGAUUGAGGCUGUUGACACAGCCGUGUCAGAGUUGACGGAAAAUUCUAAGAGCGAUCGUGCGUCUUUGGCCAUUCUCAUUGCUUUGAUUCUUACUGAAUUAGAAUCGCCAAAUGAUUCACAUGUGCUUUAUUCGUUGGCAGAGAUGUGCACCGAAUGGCUCAAGGAGUUAAGACCAGAAGAGCAUACCAGAGAUGAUGUCUUAGAACAUAAAAUACCAGUGCCUAGCGAGGAAACUAUUCAGACAAUAACUUUGGUGUCGUUGCUUGCUGUCACUUUCACCACAAUCAAAGAAGAAGACAAACGAUUAAAGGGGAAGGAAGAGGGAGAGAAGGUGAUAGUAUUCGUCAUUUUAGACUACAAAAGACGAGAGCAAUGCGUUACUUAUGUCUAUAACAAUAAUAUGCUCAAUGUAGAAACCUAUCUGCAACCUCGGGGCAUGCAGUAA